UUGACUGACAAACAUGGCGAGUGGUAGCAGUGAGGACGGUGGAGCCCUACGUCGAGAUGGUAGUGUUCGAUCCCUUUCAUCGUAUCAUUGACAUCGUGGCACGCUGGCCUGGGUCCACACACGGCUCGAGAUUCUUGUCUCAGAGUGGCCUCUUCCGGUUGAUGGAGGGUAACAACUUGCUAGCUGGGUGUCACCUCCUCGUCGACAGCGGUUAUCCGUCCAGACGCUGGUUGCUUACUCCUUUCCUACGCCCACAACCAGGCUGUCAGACUAACUACAAUCGGGCACGGCGAGACCAGCCGAUUGGGCCGAAUUGGGCCUAUUCUACCACCUGCCUAGGCAAAAACUUCAGUCUCAAGUAAAAACUUCUCUUUCUAUGACUACUGAGGAAGUUGCUGAGGCUGAUGCUGAUUGUGAUGCUGAUAGUCAUGCCGAUGAUGAUGAUGAUGAUGAUGAUGAUGACUGUCCACCUGCGAUGUAGGAUAAGACAUCUCACACCCUCUUGAACUGGAUCUAACUCUCUGAAACACAGAUGUAGUUUAUCAAUGUUGUAUUCGUCAAAAUAUAUAUUUACUUUUAAA
This is a messenger RNA of Haliotis rubra (blacklip abalone), 581 nucleotides long. RefSeq names its product protein ALP1-like. The transcript is spliced from 4 exons. The record is from RefSeq and is a predicted model, not a curated record. Bases 57 to 362 code for a protein of 101 amino acids. Lineage: Eukaryota; Metazoa; Mollusca; Gastropoda; Lepetellida; Haliotidae.